Dentiscutata heterogama is the source of this 1649-nucleotide messenger RNA. The record is from the annotation of a GenBank genome assembly. Lineage: Eukaryota; Fungi; Glomeromycota; Glomeromycetes; Diversisporales; Gigasporaceae.
AUGAGAAUUUUCUUAAUAAUUAUUCCAAUCCUCUUGUUGCUGGCGACUCAAGGAGGACAAUCUGCGUUGCUUUCAAAACUUUCGCCAACAUCCACAAAAUUAAUUAACCUCAAAACCAAUGUUAAAUCACCCGAACCUACUAACCUCGAAAUUAAUGGCACUGAUUUGGUAGAUGGAUGUGCGAAUAUUCACAAUAAAUUUAAAGCAGCAAACACAGCCAGGCAAGAUCUUUCUUUCUCUAUCUCGGAUGUUAGAUCUUGUUAUAAUUCAUUUAAAUUUGAUAAUAACAUAAGAACCGGCACGAUUGAUACUAUUAAGAAAAUUCUCAAUGGAUUUUAUGUGUUUAUCGAUCAAGCUAAGCAACCACCUGAAUCCGGUUUCACUUUUGAUCCAGUUGACAUCUCAAAAGAACUUGAUUCAAUAGCUCAAAAUAAGUUUACUUUUACUCAACAAUUGGCCUUAUAUUCUACAGUUACAGCUGAUGGUUCACAGCAGAUCAAAGUCUUUAAGGAUACUUUGGAUUCAAGUAAUAAAGAUUGUGUGGUUGAUGAAAUCGAUGGUAACCCAGCGUUGGAUGUUAUCAAGCAAUAUGCUCGCGACACCGUAUUUAUCUCUAAAGAUCUUGGUGUUCGAUUCAAUAUGGCAUUAGCUUCAUUGGCAUUGGUUAAUGGAAACAUUCAACUUCAUCCGAGAUCCUCUCAAUUCAAUAUUCGGUUAGUCUUACCAGAUACAGAUUCUAUCACUUACACUUUAAAUUGUGGUUCAGGAACUAAAACUGUUGUAAGAGAAUGGGUGGCUUUUAUAAACAACGGAAAUGAUCUUAAUAGUUUUUCAGAUUCUUCUUCUUACUGGUCAAACUUCUGUGUCAAUCCUUCCGCACCCACACCUUCUCAGUCUCUUACAUCUUCUCAGACUCCUACAUCUACCCAAUCAUCUACAUCUACCCAAUCUCUUGCAUCUACCAAACAUCCUACAUCUACUCAAUCUCUUACAACUACCCAACCUUCUAAACCUCCUAAUUCUACCCAACCUACCCAACCUACCCAACCUACUAAACGUUCUAAACCUAAAUCUUCCCGACAUCCUAAAUCUUUUCCGAAUUCACUUUUAAAAUUUAGAAUACCAAAACGUAAACGAUAUGAUUAUAUGAAUCGUCGUAAAAAACAUCGAAAUGCUUUUGACCCUGUGCAAAUGAAUGAUGCUAAUUUAUUCAAAGAAGAUGUCGUGUUCAGUGAUGCCACAUUAGUUUCUAAUGCAGAUUUGGCUCAAUUUUACAAAUUGAAUAGUAAAAGUAAUAUUGGUAUUGCUAUGAUUUCGUCAGAAGCUGCUACUACAACUGAUAAUGAUGCCUUUACUAGUAUUGCAAACGGUUUCAAAGCAUUGGCAAAUGCUGGUGUUACUAAACUCAUUCUUGAUUUGUCAAAUAACGAAGGUGGUUUAACCGUUAUUUCUCACUUUAUCAAUAAAAUAUUAUUCCCAGGCACAAAUCCUGCUUUCCCAACUGAUUGGAGCCUUACUAACAUUAAAAAGGCUGCAAUUGAAGCCGUUGACGCUAAAAAUCCUCCAUUCUCUGUAUUCAACCGAAAUCUUUAUCUAUCUUUCCCUGAUUCAUUACCUUUUAACUCUAUUGAUGAAUUUCUUAAAGCAAA